Molecule: messenger RNA, 2472 nt
Organism: Uncinocarpus reesii 1704
Lineage: Eukaryota; Fungi; Ascomycota; Eurotiomycetes; Onygenales; Onygenaceae
Exons: 3
Coding region: 1-2472 (823 amino acids)
Biological process (GO): tRNA re-export from nucleus
Cellular component (GO): nuclear pore; nuclear matrix; cytoplasm
Molecular function (GO): small GTPase binding; tRNA binding
Source: RefSeq, a predicted model, not a curated record
AUGGGCGUAAUCUUUUAUCUCCGGGUUGUCAAUUCUAUUCAUGACGAGAUUGGCGAUGUCCUUGUGUCGCGCUCUCGAGCGGAGCAAGAUAGAGCGAAUGCUCUUAAGGAUCUCAUCCGCGAGAGGGAUGUUCAAAAGCUGGUUACUUCGUGGCAAGAUAUACUCUCGCAAUGGCAAGAUAGAAAUGACUUGAUUACGGAAAUGUGCCUCAGAGCGAUUGGGAGCUGGGUCAGUUGGAUUAACAUCUCCUUGGUGGUUAACCAGACGAUGCUUGACCUUCUAUUCCGUCAACUUGCCAAAGCCAAGGAUGUUGAUCUUCGACAGGGCGGAGAAAAGGUUCGGGAUGCUGCAAUCGAUGUGUUUACGGAAAUCGUGGGGAAAAAGAUGAAAGCCUCCGAUAAAGUUGAUAUGAUCGUCUAUUUGAAUCUGGAGAGCAUAGUCGCUCAGCUUACUACGAGCCCUCCAUUACAUGAACACCGGUUUACAUAUAAAUACGAUACCGAUCUCGCCGAAACAGUGGCUAAGCUGGUGAACAUCACGGUUAUUGACAUUGUGAAAACUCUCGAUAGCGAAGAUUCUGACAACGCUACCAAAGAAAAGGCUGAGGUCCUCUUGCAAGCAUUUCUGCCCCAUAUACUCCGUUACUUCUCUGACGAAUACGACGAAAUAUGCUCCACAGCCAUACCUGGCGUGAAUGACCUCCUAUCAUAUUUUCGAAAGGUAGCCAGAAAGAACCCCGCCGUUAUACCUCAACAGAGCUCUAUGCUAUUACCUAUUUUGAAAGCCAUUAUCCAGAAAAUGCGUUACGAUGAGACUUCCUCGUGGGGAACUGAAGAUGAUCAGACCGACGAAGCGGAAUUCCAGGACCUACGCAAGCGAUUGAAUGUCUUACAGCUAUUAAUUGCGGCCACAAACGAGCAACUUUAUAUGGAUGCUGUGACCGAGGUUGUACGAACAACUUUCCAGAACUUACAACAGUCUGGCGGCCAGUUAGAUUGGCGUGACCUUGAUCUCGCUCUACAUGAAAUGUUCCUUUUUGGCGAACUAGCCGUCCGAUCAGGCGGAUUGUAUACCAAAAACAAACCCAACAACCAGGCGUCUGAACGACUAAUCGAGAUGAUGCUUAUGAUGGUCGAAUCCGAUAUAAGGUCGUUCAACCAUCCCGCAACACAGCUGCAGUUUAUGGAAAAUAUGCGUCAGGUGCCUGUCGAAGGGCCGGACGAGGAUAUGUCUUCCGAGGAUCACGAAGGUUCAGCCGACGUAGUGUUCAACAAUCAGCUUUACCUUUUUGAAGCUGUUGGAACAAUUUGCGCGACGUCGUCUAUCCCAGUGGACAAACAAGUCUUUUAUGCCCAAUCGAUUAUGAACCCUAUCUUCAUGGAUAUGGAGAGAAACCUCGGGGCUGCAAAAUCGCGAGAUGAACGUGCACUGCUACAGAUUCACCAUGAUAUACUAGCUUUAGCUGGCCUUGCAAAAGGGUUUUCUGACUGGAUUCCGGGAACGUCUCAUCACGUUAUGCCUCCCGCUCGAGAGGUCGCAGAUGCAUUUGGACAAGUUGCUGAAGCGACCCUUGUAGCCCUGGAAGCUCUAAACUUUUCCUUUAGUAUCAGAACAGCAGCUCGAUCCGCAUUUUCUCGGCUUGUUAGCGUUCGGGGCGCACAGAAUCUGCCGCAAUUGCCACGGUGGAUUGACGGUUUGCUUACGCAAACUUCAUCGAAAGACGAAAUGGCCCUAUUUUUACGCCUUUUGGACCAAGUCAUCUAUGGAUUCAAAACUGAAAUAUAUGGCGUCCUCGAUACUCUCCUCACUCCCUUCCUUCAACGCGUCUUUGCCGGAAUCUCUGAACCAACGACAGGAACAGACGACGAAAUACAGCUUGCUGAGCUAAAACGGGAAUAUCUUAACUUUUUGCUAAUGAUCCUGAAUAAUGAUCUUGGUACUGUGAUCAUUAGUACUGCCAAUCAGCCUAUUUUUGAAACUGUUAUAACGACAAUUGAACAUUUCUCAAAGGAUGUCGACGAUUUUCCUACGGCAAAAAUGGCGUUCCUCGUUUUAUCCCGCAUGUCGAAUUUAUGGGGUGGACCAGAUAUUAUUCAGGCGCCCAACCCUGCAAACGGCGCAGCACCUUCGCAGCCAGCUUUGCCUGGCUUUACCCAAUAUAUGAUGACUCGCUUCUCUCCGCUCUGUUGGGCAUUACCAAUGAAUGCUUCUUUCAACCCCAAGGAUGCUCAAGCGAAACAGGUCCUUGGAGAAGCCGCAACCCUACAGAAAAAAAUAUAUUGCAAAACAGGCCCGGAAUAUGUUCGAUGGUUGAGGGAGACAGAGCUACCAGGAUUGGGGAUGGGGCCCGAUCUUGUUAACGAAUACGUGGGAUCUCUAGAAAUGUUAGAUACAAAGGGCUUUCGUAAUUUUUUUCAGGUAUGUGCAGAAGCUUGUCGCUUUGCCCCUAUUUCUGAAUCUGCUAUAUUUUGA